This is a messenger RNA of Anopheles coustani, 849 nucleotides long. RefSeq names its product glutathione S-transferase D5-like. The coding region runs from base 2 to 634 and encodes 210 amino acids. Gene Ontology annotation, molecular function: glutathione transferase activity. The record is from RefSeq and is a predicted model, not a curated record. NCBI's taxonomy places the organism in Eukaryota, Metazoa, Arthropoda, Insecta, Diptera, Culicidae. Gene Ontology annotation, biological process: glutathione metabolic process. The transcript has 2 exons.
AAUGGAUUAUUAUUACAGCAUCGUGUCGCCGCCCUGCCAGAGCGCAAUGCUGGUGGCAAAGAAAUUGGGAAUCACCCUGAAUCUAAAGAAAAUCGACGUGCACGAUCCGGUGGAACAAGAGGCCCUUAGGAAGCUCAACCCACAAGCCACCAUCCCCACGCUCGUUGACAACGGACAUGUUGUAUGGGAGUCGUACGCAAUCGUCAUCUAUCUGGUGGAAAAGUACGGUAAAGAUGACACCCUCUACCCGAAGGACCCUAAGGUGCGCUCUGUGGUCAACCAGCGGCUGUUCUUCGACAUCGGUACGCUGUAUAAGAACCUCAUCGCUGUUAUCUCGCUCGUGAUCAAGAAGGAGCAACCGUCCGACGAGCAGAUGGAGAAGCUGAAGAAAGCGAUCGAUCUGCUGGAAGGAUUCCUUACCGAGCGGUCGUACGCAGCCGCCGACCAUCUAACUGUGGCGGACAUUUGUCUUCUCGGAACGGUGACGGGACUUAAUUGGCUUAGACAUGAUCUUGAGCCCUAUCCGCAUAUUAGAGCGUGGGUUUCCCGUGUGACGGCCGAGAUCCCCGACUACGCCGAGUUUCGCAAGGAUUUGGACGAAGGUACCAAGGCAUACAUUGCCAGCCGAAAGUGAACAGGCUUUCUCUAAGCAAGUGCAAGUGUCCGGGAUGCAAUCUCGUAUGUGGAUUGUAGUGUAUUCAAAUGUAUUUUAUUAUCAUGCCCUCGACUGAGAAAAAAAAACAUGUUUGGUAUUAACAACAACGGUUUGAAACGGUCAAAUUGUGCUAAUAACGUUGUGUAUUUUAAUCUUAUAUAUUGCAGUUGAACAAUAAACGUAUCUUAACUGUU